This is a messenger RNA of Phytophthora infestans T30-4, 1088 nucleotides long. Its product is annotated as WD domain-containing protein, putative. Gene Ontology annotation, biological process: transcription-dependent tethering of RNA polymerase II gene DNA at nuclear periphery; RNA export from nucleus. The transcript has 5 exons. Gene Ontology annotation, molecular function: RNA binding; ubiquitin binding. Lineage: Eukaryota; Oomycota; Peronosporomycetes; Peronosporales; Peronosporaceae. The record is from RefSeq and is a predicted model, not a curated record. Gene Ontology annotation, cellular component: nuclear pore. Bases 36 to 1088 code for a protein of 350 amino acids.
CACCCACGCAAUUCCUACCGAAGGGAUCGAGCAGCAUGUCUUUCGGACAGCCAGCGCAGGCCGGCGGGUACCUGAACCCGAACAACGACUACACUAUCGGUGAGACCAUUAACGAUGGUAUCCAGGACCUGGCCUGGAGUCCAACGAGCAACGUGCUGGUGUCGGGCAGCUGGGACAACUACGUGCGUUGCUGGGAAGUGCAGCAACAAGGGACCCAGUUCAAUGCCGUUGCCAAGGCGCAGAUUGCACACGAGGGUCCCGUCCUCUGCACGGCUUUCAGUGGGGAUGGCAGCACAGUGUUUUCAGGAUCGUGUGAUAAGACAGCGAAAAUGUGGGUGCUCAACGGACCUGCGCAGGGCCAGCAAAUUGCCGCGCACGACGCACCGAUCCGCAGCAUCGCUGCCAUUCAGGAGGCCAACUGCGUAGCCACAGGUAGCUGGGAUAAGACGCUUAAAUACUGGGACACGCGGUCCCCCACGCCCAUGGCCUCAGUGCAGCUCUCGGAGCGGUGCUAUGCCAUGGAUGCUAAGCACCCGCUGCUUGUUGUGGCCACAGCCGACCGCCAAGUGCACAUUUUUGACAUUCGCAAACCGUCGCAGAUUUACAAGUCGAUUCAGUCGAACCUCAAGUUCCAGACGCGAACGAUUUCGUGCUUCCCGGAUGCUUCGGGUUUCGCGAUUGGAUCGAUCGAAGGACGUUGCGCAAUUCAGCACGUUGAGGAUAAGGACAAGAGGAACGACUUUGCGUUUAAGUGCCACCGCGACGGAUCGGAUAUUUACCCCGUGAGCAGCAUCGCGUUUCAUCCAUUCGGUACGUUCUCUACGACAGGCGGAGACGGCACAUUCUGCUUCUGGGACAAAGAUGCUCGGCAGAAGCUCAAAACUUUCAACAAAUGCAACCAGUCGAUCACAACCGGCAAAUUCAACGCUCGUGGCGAUAUCUUUGCCUACACGCUGUCGUACGACUGGUCCAUGGGUGCGGAGAAAUACAAUCCGAGUCAGCCGAGCGUCAUUCGGCUGCACAGCGUGGCGGAGGCCGAAAUCAAGCAGAAGAAAAAGCCAGGUACUGGGUCGCGGAAUUCGUUCUAG